UAAAAACUAUUUUUAAUUAUAUUUCUUCUGAUGAUGAGGCACAGCUCAAAAUGUUUGACAUUUCCAUGUUCAUAAUGAGUAUUUUAACAAAAAGUUAUUCAUUUAUUUAUCUUGCUCAUUCAAGAAGUUACUCAGUCAAGAUAAAAAAUAAUCAAACUAAAGAUGCACUAGAUGAUUUGAGGGGAAUAAUAAAUCUUGUAGAUAAUUUUUAUCAUGAUAUUAAUUUGAUAGUAACUGAAGUUAAAUUAGCUGUUGAUGAAUCAUCAAGAAAAAUUUAUGCUUCUGAGCCAGUCAAGCAUCAAAGAGGAGUUACUUAUGAUCGUUUGAGUCAUUUAAUUCAAGCCGAGCCAUUUGAGUACUGGUGUUAUCCACAGGCAAAUCCUGCCACUCAUCAAUUUUCAAGUUUUAGUGGAAUGACAGAGAAUCAGAAUAAUGGACGAUAUAAAAUUGGAUCACAAUUUAAUUGUCAACGAAUUAAAACCAUCACUUCAAUAUACACAAGUUCAAUUGAUCGGGAACGAACGUAUCAUCAUUUUACCAUUGAUUAUGAUUAUUUAGCUUUCUUUACAAAGACACUUAAAUCUUGGGGAAAAUAUGAUCAAAAUUUUUUUUUAAACCGAAGAAAAUUUAUGAAAAAUUGUGAUAUUAAUUGGUGUCAUGUUGAUCAAAUUGGAGUUGAAAAUUCUGUACGAAGAAUUAGCACGAGUCUUGUUUUAGCUUCACCUGGAUUUUGUGUAACAGGUGUACGAUGGUUGAUUAAAAACAAAAUUGUGUAUUUAGAAAUACAACAAGGUAAAAUUUUUGAGGGUCGUAUUGAUCCAACUGUACCAGUUGAAUGGAAAAUAAGUCCAGAAAAUUCCAGCCAAGUUUUGAUUUUGAAUGAAACAUUUAGAACAUUUUAUCUUGAUGAUAUAACACUUCCUGCUCGAUCAUACGUAACAGGUGUUCAAUUUGGAAUGCUAAUGGGUAAUCUUGCAAUGUAUGUCUAUGGAGUAGGAUCAAAUGGAGAGAAUGUAAAUGCUUCUUCAAACUUUAAUAAUAAUAAAUCAAGGUUAAAUAAGCUGCUUAUUAUUUUUAUAAAUAUUCUUGGAUUAUUUACUAAACAAACUUGUAUUUUUUUUGUAAACAGACAAGAGUUAAUGCUUGAUCGUCCUGAUGCAUCAGAGUUUUCAGGAAAAAAUAAUAUACUCAGUGUUCCAGGAAUGCACUACGUUAAAUUUCAACCAACAGAUUUGGAAAAAGAUGCUGGACAAUUAACUGUUCCAUACUUUGAUAUUCAAGAAGUCGUUACAAAUCCACCAUCUCCAGUUGGUGGUGUUGGUACCUACUACAAAGGUUCACCUGGUUUUGGUGGAUAUAUUGGACUUGAAUUACUUCCAGUCAAUAUUUUUCAUCAAUCAGAACUUGAUUAUAUAUCAAUACUUCACAAUGAAACUGAUCAUUUACUAUAA
This is a messenger RNA of Aphidius gifuensis, 1451 nucleotides long. RefSeq lists its product as uncharacterized. The record is from RefSeq and is a predicted model, not a curated record. The transcript has 7 exons. NCBI's taxonomy places the organism in Eukaryota, Metazoa, Arthropoda, Insecta, Hymenoptera, Braconidae. Bases 51 to 1451 code for a protein of 466 amino acids.